UAUCCCAUGUCAUCAUGCAUAUCCUCCCUAAUGUGUCUACCGAGUGUGCUUUUGAUGAAUCUGAUUGCUGUUGCUAAGAAUUAUUAUUAGCCCUACUACCUAUCUGUUAUUGUCUGCUGUGGAAAUGCAGUCCCAAUUAGCUAUUUGAAUGAAUUCUUCACUGUCUAUCAAUCCUUUUAUCAGAAUUUGCUUACUCUAUUGGAAUUACCGUGGUCCGUCCAUUUCCACCAUUACCCCGACUACCUUAAGUGUGGUUAUGUUCUGCACCUCCACUGAGUAUUUUUCAUUUUGUCGAAAUAGGAUUACCACAACAGGCUUCUUAUUAGGUUAAAACAUAAGAAAAAAGUUCGCCCUUUUUUUCUUUGUUUUGUUUUGUUUUGUUUUUUUUUUUCCUUUGACUUUUACAAAUCUUUUCUUUAGAUAAAAUUUAUUAUAUGAAGGUAUUCUUGCUUGAUUAGAUUGUACAAUUCUAAUUCAGUUGACAGUUUUUCUAGUCUACUGUAUCCUGGAGCAAAUGUGUUGGUUGCACCGGGAGAUUUUAUGCAAAGAGAUGCAAUUCAUCCUUGAGUGAGCAGCCUCCGCACAUCAUUCGUCUGUUUCUCCUAAUCGGAAUCACUUGCUACAGUCGUACCAAUCACGAAGGCAAAUGAUGAACUAAGGAUAAAGAAUGUUACCCAGGCCUCCCCCUCAGUUGGAGAGGAAGAGCUUCCUCUGCGUUGUGCUUCUCUAGGCAAUCACUUCAUUGAGCAUGGAUUUCUUAGGGUCGGUGAUUGGGUCUGUGUUGGAAAUCGUGAAAUAUUCAUGUUCUCCCCUGGUUCGACAAGCUGGCUAUGUCAAAAAUCUGAAAAAGAAUUUUGAAAAGCUCAAGGAAAAAGCAAGAGAGAUGUAUGACAAGAGGGAUGAUAUAAAGCAUGAGAUAAGAAGAAACGGAGAUAGAAAGAUACCUACAAGAGAAUGUGAAAGUUGGCUUAAAGAAGUGGAAGAUAUCGAAAAGCAAGUGAAUGCGAUUGAGGAGGAAUAUAAAAGAAAGGACAUGGAACGUAUGAGAGUAUGUUUCCUAUCACAAGUGAAACUAGGUAAAUGCAUGGUGAAGACAAUAAGCCACAUCUCGGAUCUCACUGAGAGAGCCAAUUUUCAGGGAGGUGUGGUGGUGGAUGCAUUGCCAGAGGUAAUUGAAGCUAUACCUGCACCAACAAUUGAAGCCGAUACAGCAGCUUUUCGCACCUUGCAAAAGAUACUAAAAUGCAUCAAAGAAGCAAGUACCCGAAAGAUUGGUAUUUGGGGAAUGGGUGGGGUCGGAAAGACCACAAUAAUGAAAAUGUUGAACAACCUUCCAGAAACAAACGGCAUGUUUGAUAUUGUUAUAUGGGUAACUGUCUCAAAAGAUCUGAGUCUGCGGAAUAUCCAAAAUGAAAUUUCAAAACGGCUGUCAUUGAAAAUAGAUAAUGAUGAGUCCGACAAUGCAGUUGCAAGGAGAUUGUUUCACAGGUUGAGAACCAUGAAGUUCUUGCUGCUUAUGGAUGAUGUUUGGGCCAAGGUAGAUUUGGAAGAUGUGGGGGUUCCUCAUCCAAAUCAAGACAACGGUUCUAAACUGGUGUUGACGACUAGACUUCGACAAGUUUGUCACAAGAUGGGUACUGAUGAGGAGAUCCAAGUGGAAGUUUUAUCUAGUGAGGAAGCAUGGAAAUUGUUCAGCGACACAGUUGGUAAAGUCAUCGAUUCUCCCAGCAUCCAAUGUAUAGCUCGAGGCGUAGUUGAGGAAUGUGGUGGUUUACCACUUGCGAUCAUUGUAAUAGGUGCGUCCUUGAGAAAGGAAGACGAUGUUUAUGUAUGGAAGAAUGCAUUGAAGGAGUUGAGCUCGCCGGCUACAUCUGAGAUAGAAGAUAUGGAAGAACAAGUGUUCAAGCGCUUGAAAUUCAGCUUUGACCGGUUGAAGAAUGAUACUAUAAAGGAUUGUUUUUUGUAUGGGGCAUUGUAUCCAGAAGAUCACUCCGUCUAUGUACAUGAAUUAAUAGGGUAUUGGAGGGCUGAGGGUCUCAUUGAUGUUGAGCGGAAUUUAACAGAAGCACGUGAGAAAGGGCAUGCCAUACUGAAAGAUCUUACUGACGCUUCUCUUUUGGAGAGAAUUGAUGACUUCCGUGUCAAAAUGCAUGAUGUGAUUCGAGAUUUAGCUUUGAGAAUCACUUCCCUGAUGGGAGAAAGUAGUAGAUUUGUGGUGAAAGCCCGUUUGAAGAUAGAGGAGCCGCCAAAGCUGGAGGAUUGGGAACAAGCGGUGAGGAUCUCAUUGAUGGAGAACAAAUUGAAUAGCUUGCCAAAGAGUCUAAAUUGCCCAAUGUUAUUGACACUGUUGCUUCAAGGGAACGAAACACUCAAAACAAUUCCUAAUACAUUCUUCGAACACAUGUCUGCUCUCCGAGUUGUCGACCUGUCUCAGACAAACAUAGCAUCAUUGCCAGCAUCCAUUUGCAACUUGGUCAACCUUAGAGGACUCUAUCUAACUUUUUGUAAUAACUUGAGGGCUCUACCACCUGAUGUUGGAGCACUCAAGAGACUUGAGGUUCUUGAUCUCAGGUACACUGGCAUUGUAGCCUUGCCUAAUGAAAUUGGGGAAUUGACUUGUCUUAGGAAUUUCCAUGUGCGCUUCUAUGAUGGUGGGGAUAGUAAAGAUUUGAUAAUCCCCGUUGGGAUAAUAUCAAGGCUCUCGUUAUUGGAGCUGUUGGUCAUUGAUUUUCUGUUGGAACUGGUACAGAAUAGGUGGGAUGAAUGUGCAGAAGAUGUGAUGAGGGACUUGAGCAGCUUGAAAGAAUUAAGUAUCCUUAAAUUCGACUUUCCAAAAUCAGAGUAUCUUGAACAUUUUCUCCAAAGAAGCCAGCCAUGGAGACUGGCAGGCCUCACAUCAUUCUAUUUCAGUGUUGGUCGCUACAAAAUCCAAGCUUCUUCAUAUUCGGAUUUCACUCUUGACUCUAUGGGUGGAGUUGGACAUAACCGAAUUUUGAAGUUCUGUGGGGGUGAUAGCAUACCUCAUGCAAUUUUGGAGGUACUCAGUCGUGCUGAUUCUUUUAAAUUAGUCGGUCAUAGAAGCAUUUGUAGCCUUUGGGAAUUCGGUGUGCAGAACAUGAAUGAGUUGAAACGGUGUAUGGUCAGCGAAUGUGAUGAAAUCGAGAUUAUCAUGGAUAGAAAUGGGCUUCAGGAUGUUGCAUUGCCAAACUUGGAGUAUCUCAAUAUACAACAUAUGCCAAAUAUAAGGUGCAUUUGGGAAGGGCAGCUGCCACCAGGAAGCCUUGCUAGCCUGAGACGUUUAAAAUUGGAAUAUUGCAACAAGUUGACAAAGAUUUUCUCGCGUGGAAUCAUUCAACAACUCUCGAACUUGGAAGAUCUUACUGUUCAAUUUUGUUCUGCAAUUGAAGAGCUAGUUAACGAAGAAGUAAUGGUAGCCGAAUCUGAUCUUGUCUUCCCUAUGUUAAAAAGUUUAUGCAUUUCCAACCUACCUCAAUUGGUUGGCAUUUGGCAAGGAGGCUCAAUAUAUUUGCCCUCACUUGAGGUGAUUACAAUUUAUAACUGUCGGAACAUUAAGAAUCUUCCGUUGGGUGUCCAAGUUGCACCCAGGCUAAGAAAGAUACGAUGCGAAAGAGAGUGGUGGGAAGCAUUGGAGUGGGAAGAUUAUUCCAUCAAACUACAGCUCCAACCUCUCUUCGUCCCUGAUUUGAAGCCAGGAACAAAUAUAAAAUUUUGAGAAUAUAACAAGGUGGUGCCCGUUUGUCUUGAAAAUUUGGCCACUUCUAGACUGGUUCUGGCAAUGUGUUUCUUGUUAUUGAUAAAUAAAAAUAAUCAGGUGGAAAACACUUUCUUCUAUGUAUGGAUAUUGGUAGCGGUAAGCUGCUACAUGAAGGAUUUUUUUUUUUUCGUUUGGUUUGUAAGAGUACAUGUUACUGCGGUCAUUGUAUCCAAUCUCAGGGAGAUACGAGGUAUUUAUUCCAUGGACCCCACUGUGCAUAUGCCACAGCCCAA
This is a messenger RNA of Magnolia sinica, 4008 nucleotides long. Its product is annotated as disease resistance protein At4g27190-like. Gene Ontology annotation, molecular function: ADP binding; protein binding. The record is from RefSeq and is a predicted model, not a curated record. NCBI's taxonomy places the organism in Eukaryota, Viridiplantae, Streptophyta, Magnoliopsida, Magnoliales, Magnoliaceae. The transcript is spliced from 3 exons. The coding region runs from base 749 to 3733 and encodes 994 amino acids.